Messenger RNA from Dacryopinax primogenitus, 2407 nucleotides. RefSeq lists its product as uncharacterized. The coding region runs from base 1 to 1902 and encodes 633 amino acids. The transcript has 7 exons. NCBI's taxonomy places the organism in Eukaryota, Fungi, Basidiomycota, Dacrymycetes, Dacrymycetales, Dacrymycetaceae. The record is from RefSeq and is a predicted model, not a curated record.
AUGUCUGCUCCAUUUAGAACCAACCAUCUCUCUCUUAACCCCAAACACGCUCGCGAUCACGUCGAGGACAACCUGGAGGAAUACGUGAAGACUGCCGAAUUCGACAAAGAGUGCGCUGAAAAGGCACGCAAGUCCGCCUUAUCAUCAGAUAAACACAGCGAUUCCUCCUCCUCCGAGUUCGAUAGCCUCUGGUCCAGCAGCGAGAGCGAGUCCAGCGUUACGACUGUCGAGAGCUCCCCCCAUGCGCCUUCCAGGAUCGAGGCGCAUCUCUACUACUCCGGUAUACGUGAAAAUGGUCGCGGGCCCAAGCUCAUCUACAGGGAUUCCUCUGACGUCUACGUGGAACCAACCGGCCCUGAGGAAUAUAAGCGACUCAUGCGCCUAGUUGCUGUUCCGGACCAUCAUGAGUUCGGAAAUGAUGGCUUGUGGGAAAAGGUCCGGGAUAAAUUUGUCGAGCUGCUUGACGACAAGGAGAUCAGGACUACAUGCAUCGACUUUGUUAAAUUCACCUGGCUCGAAAAGAAGAAGGACGGGGAGGUUGAGGUUGACGAGGACGAGGGAGAGAACGAGGCCUAUCAGGACGGCGACCGUCACUUCAGCAACCCGACCAUCUGGGUAGGCGUAGCACCCAACACUCUCACUGCUGACACUGCAUUCGAGGCCACCAAAGCCAUCCGUGCCUUCCUCAACGGGCUCAAUGUCACUGAUAUAGAUAUUGCGUACCGCGAGACAGUCCCCAAGUCCUCGGUUAGCCCAGCCCUCUUCGCUCCAGUUGGCAUUGUCGACCAUCGCAAAGAUUUUAUUGACCCCGUCUCUGUUGCUCUCAGUCUCCCCAUCGCGGGUCUCAAGACGACAAUGCAAGGUACAAUAGGACCAUACUUCCACGUUGGCAACACGCUGUAUGCCAUCACCGUCCGUCAUAACCUGUUCCUUGCCGAUAGAGGCAACGCCGAGUUCCGCUUUAAAACCUCUGCGCCGAAGAUACAGGUAGUCUUAAUGGGAAACCCUGCCUUCACGAACUACCUCGCCUCCAUUCAGGCAGAAAUUGGAACGCUCAUCGACCCUGUCGAUGCCAUUGAGAAGAAAGUCAAAACACUCACCUCCAACGUGCACAAUGGAAUUGGCCUUCCACAGUCGCAGAUCGAGCUCAACACCCACGUGGCCGAGCACGAUAGGCUUCGUGGCAAGAUCAACGCGCUCAAGGACUUCUUUGUGGAUAUUAAAAAGCGGUUCGGCAAGAUCACGCAGCGCGUCAUAGGACACGUCGUCUGGGCUCCCCCAAUCGGUGUUGGUGUUGCUCCUCACCAGUAUACGAGGGACCUUUGCGUUGUCCAGUUGCAUAAGGAAAGCUUUUCCAAUUUGCUCGGAAAUGUGCUUAGUCUUGGUCCCGAGUACACCUCCACGAAGCUCAAGUCGUUGUUAUAUGAACGUGACGAUGUCGAUCCGACCUUCAAAUACCCCACUGACGGUCUCCUUGCGCUCCGAAACAUUCUCACUUCCCAACAGAUCAGCAAUCCCGACAACAAGAGUGUCGCAGGCGACCCUAUUCGUCGUGCUAUUAAGCGCGGCUUCGCAACCAACACUACCGUGGGCACGAUUAGCAGAUUUAUGUCCUUUUCCCGCAAGUACUUCCCUAUAGGAAAUAUGGAGUCUAUCGAGUCGCCGAUUCUCUCUCAUGAAAACGAGACCAGCACCUUCUCCAAGGGAGGCGACUCUGGAUCCACCAUCGUCUCCCCCAAGGGCGAGUUUAUUUCGUUGCUCACCGGGGGGACUAACAAGGGAACCGAUGGGUCGGACAUCACGUACUCUACCGUCUUCGAAUGGGUCUGGGAGCUUGUGCGCGAACAGUUCCCAGGUGCCAACCUCUACUGGGAUGACAUUCCGGCAUUCUUAGCUGCCUAGACAUACAAAUCGACCUUCGUCCUUGGUGUUUCUGCGACUCCUUCUCUGUCUCGUUGCCCCCACGCUCACACCAGUUUUCAGCUUAUUCUGCGGCUUUGUGCUCGUUUGCGUCUUUGAGAAGGAGAGUCGCCGAUCUUGGCCGCCUUAGCGCUUUCCGCCAAUUUUGGUCGUCGGUCGUGAUUCGGUCAUACGUUCCAGUCUGUUGCAAUGCGCCUUGGACUGACCAGUGAGCGACGGGUCGAGAACGCUGGUUUUAUUGCGACGCUCUUGGGCAAGACGUUCGGCAGGUUCGCCUUUUUGUCUGGAGGAGUUCGGCAGACGCUUUGGAAGUUGCGCAUUUCACAAUGAUCAGGGCCAGUGAACCCAGUUGUGGUGAGGAUUAUUUCCCAAAACACGUGCCCUAAACAACCCCGGGCCAUCCAAUCAAAGUAAACAGUGGCUGUGGUCAAGAAGCGUCGUGAACAUUUGUUUUUUUUUUCUUUUCCGACAUAGGAAAUUCCUCUUU